Venturia canescens is the source of this 9719-nucleotide messenger RNA. RefSeq names its product synaptogenesis protein syg-2-like. Gene Ontology annotation, molecular function: protein binding. The transcript is spliced from 16 exons. The coding region runs from base 1346 to 4180 and encodes 944 amino acids. The record is from RefSeq and is a predicted model, not a curated record. NCBI's taxonomy places the organism in Eukaryota, Metazoa, Arthropoda, Insecta, Hymenoptera, Ichneumonidae.
UACGGAAAGGGGGUAGAAAAGGCAGCGGGUAAUGGGGAGCAAAGAAUUCGAUUGCGUGUAUGAAUUCGUAUGAAUAUACAUGUCCAUACGUAGGCGUCCUGCAACUUGGCCCACUAUGAACUCUCGCAUAGGUGUUCAUCAAUCAUCGACGAUAAAACCCAUCUGGGAUACGGAAAAGAGGAAAAGUGGGAGGAGGACAGGAAAAAAAGUCGAUUUACCUUUUCACUGUGAAAUGACGGCAGUGAGAAGCUCGCCCGAAAACGUGUCGGGGAGGGUGACAAGGUGCCGCGAAAAGUAUCGUGGAAGAAAAGACUUGGACAAAAGGAAAGAAGCGAAGAAGAAUAAAAAGUGAGGAAGCGAGAUAGGGGGAAGAGUGAUUCCGAGGGAGAACAAAAAUGGGGUCGCGAGUCCGAGACAAAUUUAUAUAUCUGUAUGCACAAACUCCGUGCCUCGUUUUAACGCUGGCACGGCUGAGCUGAUCUCAUGGUUUCCAAGGAGCGAGAGCUAGUGCGGUAUACAGUAGUGGAAACACACGAAUAUGCAGACCAGACUUUCAAUGUGAAUUACAACUGGUGCCGCGCGCACGGGGCAGCGGCAGCAAUCUCUUGUCCCGCUUUCAAUUGUCCCGGCAAAACUCCGACACUUUCUCAUUAUUGUCCUCCCUGUACUUUUCCGUACAAAGAGCACGAGUCUGCUUUCUCUUUUUCGGGGACUGUGCAAAACUGGUGGGCUACGAUUAAAAAAUUGUAAAUAAAGGAAACAGAAGACCGAAGAAAGUGAAAAUAAUAGGGGAAAAAUUCAAACACGGGGAUGCCGAGGAGAUGCUUUUCCGUUGGAAGACGACGACGCCUACAGCAUCACCCAACUCUAAGAACAAUAUUGUCUUUCUUCAAUUUUAUUUUCGCCCGUGAUCGCAAAGCGGUGGAACAUCGAGCUUGAUCGUUUUUUCAUGUGACCCUUCAAAGUGGUGUGCGCCAUCAACUUAUAAUAAAAAAAAAACACCCACCCACACACACACACACACACACACACACACACACACACACACACACACACACACACACAUACACACAAUAAAAAAGCGUGAAUUUCGUAUGACGGGAAGAAUAUAAUCGAGGAAAAAUAACGGACUAAAAAAAAGAAGAGGAAGAAAAAGAGGAAAAAAGUAAGGAAACAAGCAAGAGAAGAAACAAAGAGUGCGCGAAACUAGCGUUGAACUGUGAUAAAGUGCGAAAACGCGAGCUGGCGAAACAAAGGACGCGGGGCUGCCAGGAAGAAAGACGGGAAGGUGGUGAACCAGGUGGCGGAGGUAAAGUGAAUCGUGUCCGGGUGAACGUAGGUGUGAAUGAGUAACGACGAGGACGAGGACGCGCUAACUUCAGGUCGACAGGCUGGACAUAAAGCAAGUGGAAAAAUGAGGUGCCAUCCGAUCAUCGUACUCGUCACUGGCUUCCUCGUCACCGUACGCGGACAAGGGGUCCCGCGAACAUUUUCGGCUAGGCCUUUCCGAGGAGGUCCACCAGCCCAGGUGAGGGCAGUCCUCGGUGGAACAGCUGAAUUGCCCUGCGACAUUCACCCACCAAACCGAAACAACGACACAGCCAUCCUCGUCGUCUGGUACAAGAACGACGUUGUCCCGAUAUACAGUUAUGACAUACGAGGACGACAACCGGAAACAGCGUCACGGUGGACCGACAAGGAGUAUUUAAAUGAACGCGCUUUCUUCAGGACAGCCGCGGAACCAGCGUCUCUGAAUAUCGACCAUGUCGAGGAGCGGGAUGAAGGAGAAUAUCGAUGUCGAGUCGAUUUCACGAAAAAUCCGACGAGAAACUCGAGAAUAAAUCUCACCGUGAUAGUACCUCCAAGCAAACCGAACAUCGUGAACGAACUCGGCGAUACGGUUACUAAAGUCGCUGGCCCUUUCGAGGAAAACGGCAGCAUGAAACUCACCUGCCUCGUUUCCGGAGGACGACCUCAACCCAACGUCAAAUGGUGGAGGGGUGAAACUCUCAUCGAUUCGAAGGACGAACCUGGGGAGUUUCCCGAGUUAAAGAGAAACACCCUCGUUGUAAAACACCUUACAAGGGCUGAUCUACAUGCUGUUUUCACAUGCCAGGCAUCGAAUAACAACAUUAGUCAGCCUGUCUCGGCAAAGGUCGCCAUUGAAAUGCAUCUUAAACCAUUGAGCGUUUCGAUCCUGAGCAGCGAGCUUGCACCCCUCAGUGCGGGACGGCAGUACGAAAUAAACUGCAUGACCGUCGGCUCGAGACCAGCAGCCAAGCUUUCUUGGUACAUGGAAGAUACGAGGCUCACGAAUUACACUGAAACGAUAUCAGAAGAUGGUAAUAUGACGACGUCAAUGUUAACAUUUAAUCCGACGCUGAAGGAUAACAACAAAGUGAUAACUUGUAGAGCGGAAAACGACAAAGUUCACGGCGGCUUUGAAGAGGACAAUUGGAAGCUGAACGUGUACUUUAUGCCAAUCCUCACUCUCGAACUCGGCUCCAACAUGAAUCCUCACGACAUCGAGGAGGGCGACGACGUUUAUUUCGAGUGCAAAGUACACGCGAAUCCUCAAGCUUACAAGGUUCUUUGGAAGCACAAUGGAAAAAUAAUCCAGCACAAUGUCAACAACGGUGUCAUAGUUCAACCGAAUGGUCUUGCGCUGAGAGGAGUCAAUCGAUCACAGGCCGGCAAUUAUACUUGCGUCGCGUCCAACGUCGAGGGUGAUGGCUUCAGCAACAGUGUCGAGCUCAAAAUAAUGUAUAAACCGAUAUGCCUGCCGGAUCAACAGCGCAUUUACGGCGUGGCGCGUCUCGAGGAGGCUCGAAUAGUUUGCAAAGUCGAGGCAUAUCCGAUGCCGAACAAUUUUCGCUGGGCUUUUAACAACACUGAGGAACUCGUCGACGUACCGGUAGAUCGUUACAAGAAUUCGACUCGCCACACGCAGAGUGUGUUGAAGUAUAGGCCGGUUACGGAAAUGGAUUAUGGGAUGGUGUUGUGUUGGGCGAGCAAUACCCCAGGAACGCAGAAAACCGCUUGCGUAUUCCGUAUUAUUCCAGCUGGCAAACCCGAAGCACCUUACAACUGUACACUGACGAAUCAAACGACCGAGUCACUCUCGGUCGAAUGCACACCGGGCUUCGACGGAGGUCAAACUCAACACUUUGUCCUCGAGGUUUACGAUCAACACACGAACGUACUCCAAAAGAAUUUGACGUCGAGGGAAAAUGCUGCUUUCACAGUACACGGCCUCGAACCUGGUAGAAUACUCAAUAUGAAACUCUACGCUGUCAAUUCUAAAGGCAGAAGCGAGCCAACGAGACUCGAGGGUUUCACCCUCAAGAUCGCUGAAAAACAGACUGUGCGGGUUUUGUUCACAGGUACCCCGGUGCCUUUCGAGAUAACGCCGCUCCUGGGUAUCCUCAUAGGGGUCGUCGCGGCGUUACUUCUCGUCACUAUAAUCAUACUCGGUGCGUUAAAAGUUCGAAGCGAACGUCGGGCACAAAGACCCGGUGACUUGCCCGUGAAAAAAGCCACGGCCCCGAGCUCCGAAGAUCUUUACGACGCUGACGACAGAAAUCCUGAUGUCGUGCCAACUAAUAAAGAUUCAGAUUAUCAGCUGACGGGCUCAACUGCGGGAACUCCCCUCGCAACGCAAAACACCCCUGACGAGUUACCAGCUGCGUCACUUUCGAUUCAACAGACGAAUCAUCUACAAGGACUGGCUAAUUACGCUCAUAACGACUACACCAAUUACCCAACAUUGCCGUUGACUGGUGAAGUGACGUACGCGGAGCUGUGUCUGGCAAGACCAACGACACUCACGACCUCAGCAGACUCGAAACUGGCUUGUCUCGGUAGCGUGGGUGGACUGGCUGGUUUGGGUGGAUUUACGAGUGGCCUAGGAGUUCUAGUGGGUGGCAAACAGUAUACAAAAGAGGCGACCGUGUACGCGUGCAUAGAUCACAGCGCGAGGCCACCGAAGAUCGAUCAGGUUUGUCAGCCAUCGUCGAACGGGGGUGCCAAUCUGGAGACUUCUCUUUUGCAAGAUUCCAUAGGCAUUGGGGGUAAGCAACAGCAGCAGCAGCAGCAGCAGCAGCAGCAACAUCAUCAUCAUCCCCGGGAAGUCGUUACGGUUCGUACGCCACUUAUUUCGACGCAGGAGAGUUGCGUAUAGGGACGGGAAACCGACGCCCUAAACGUCAACGAGUAUUACGUGUGAUCGUGGUUGCGGCGUCGAUCUUGGAAAUUGAAAGCAAAAAAUAAUCAUUGAAAUCUUGAGAAUAUUGCGCUCCGAAAAAGAAAAAAAGAAGAUAAAAACUCAUUUUUCCGAACGAUAGCAUCCAAAAAAAGAGAAAAGACACUUAAUAAAUUACGCUCCGGAUAGCGUGCUCGUCACACUGCGCGUCAUCGAAGGCCACUUUCUCUGCUUCGUAAUGCCGAAUUGACCUGUCACUCGAUUUUUCAUUUUCAUCGAAGCACUCCAUGAGAAAUCGAUCGAAAAUUCUAAUGAAAAAUCCCUUUUCAAAAAACGUUCGAUGUUUCGUCGUGUUUAACUGUCGAUAAAAUCCGUAUCAUAUGUGUGCGUGCUUACGGUUGUAAAACAUGGUGCGUCGAAGUAAUAAGGGACGGUGAAGACGCUCGCAUCGUGGAAUCUCUUCCCCUUUCGUGUCUUUUAUAUCUUCUUGAACGAUUUGCAUGUAAAGAUGAAGCCGGGGAGGCGGAGCUGAGAAGGUAUUUUGCGUCGUCCUUCCUCGCGAAUUUCUCGUAGUCACAUUCCUUCUUCAAAAUUUUUCUCACUUCGUUCACACCGUUAUCCAAUUAAUUGAAAAUGUUGUAUCGCCAGGCGUAACGUUUGAUCGAUCGAAGGGAAGUGACGUUCGGUAAAUCGCAACGAAACAAUAACAAACCAAAACCACAUAACGCGACUAAUUCGUAACAAUAAAAACAACACAACUACUGACAAAUUCAUUUCGAUAGAUGUAAAUAAUGUUAUGAUAAUAACAAUAAUAAUAAUAUUAUUAUUAAUAAUGAUAAAAUGGAAAUAAUUCUCUCGGGGAUCCUGAAAAAAAAAAAAAAGAAAAAACAAGAAAAAAAAAUCAAUCGACGUGGUUCGAUGAAAUGAAAAAUAUUCAAUUUCAACGAUGGGACCUCGCGUUCGAACUAUCAACAACCAAUUUCCCUUUUUCCUUAUCCCGAUUCCAAAGAAAUAAAUAUAUCCCUAUAGAAUAAAAUAUUGUACAUUAUUGUAAAUACGAGAUGGUUGAAAACAAAAGAACGAAAAAGCAACAAUUAAGGGAACUUAAAAUAUUGUUAAACGCUAUGAAACGACGAGAAAUUUGAGCGUUGCGGCUGCAACUAAACCCUCAAUAUCCAACGUAUGAAACAUUGUGUACGCAGAGGAAAAAAACAAUUGAUUUUUCCAACGAACGAGAAUUCAAAACGGUAUUUCAAAUUGAUGAGAAGAACGAGCGAAAAAAAUUGGACGGUGUGCCUAAAAAUGAAUGGAAUGUUCAACCCGAGAAUGAUUUUAAAUUGUAUCAAAUGUUUCAUAUCCUUGGAAAGGAUAUUUAAAAAUUCCACGCAUUCCCGACAAUAGUCGCGCUCUUACGGUCGAGUCGCCAUAUUUUUUUUCAUUUCCCUAUGACUGUGUUUUUCCAUUACGUUUGUUCCUCGUUUUCGUAGUUUUUACAGAGAUAUUCAAAAUACGGUCUAAAACAGCAGGAGAAAAAAACCGAAAAAGUGGGGAAGAGAGAAAGAGAGAGAGAGAGAGAGAGAGAGAGAGAGAUGGAAAGGGAGGAUUUGUCGGUGUUCGAAGUGAGUCGUCGCGAUCCCUCGGCAAGCUCGGCAAACAAUGCAACAAAAAGCCAUAAAAACAUGGUGAAAUUACGCAGGAAAUACUGAACGCCAUGUGUCGACGCUUGUAUCGUUCUACAGACUCGUGUCGCCACGACGACGAAUACUCUUGAGAAAGCCUCAUCUGUAAAAUAUACCGAUGUACAGCAGUGAUAUUUUUUCAAAAAAAAAAAAAAAACGUACGUUAGUAAAAUAAGGUAAAUUAAAAAAAAACGAAAAGAAAAAAAAUACAAAAAAUAACGAGAAAAGGCUAAGAAACACUGUCGAAAGAGGAAGGCGAGAGAACGAGAGAGAGAGAGAGAGACAUUUUUGUUUACUCCGAGUUUCAGGAGAAACGAUUAAGUGUAUGUGGAGCACUCCAGACCGAUUGAUAAAGUCGAAGGUCUGAAAUUUUUAGUUUUCCUGAUGGUCUUCUUUCCUUGCAGGUUGUUUGCGUCAAAAUGGAAAGAUAAUCUUUCAUUGUUAUCUUCGAAAUUAAUAUUCGUCGAGCGAGUGUUUUUGUUUUACUUUUGUUUUUAUCUUUUUUUGUUCGUGAAAAUCUUAAAAAUUUUCUCGUAACGCCAAAUGUUUUCAUCCACACCACCGAGUAUCACACUCGGAACUUUUUCAAUUUCACAACUUUCCGCGAUGGAAUUUAAGUCGUUCUUUUUCCUGAAAUCUUUUUUAAUAGUUGUUGUUGAAAGUAAGAGCACUACGAAUUUAUUGAAUUCGAGGCUGGCAACUCCGUGAGGAAUGCUCCACAUAUAUUUCUCAUAAAUAUUAUAUAUAUAAAAUGAAUUUAGUACACUUAACGAAGGUACAGAUUAUAUACGACUAUAUCUUUAUUCUGUCUGUGAAACGGUGUAGUUUUGUCUCUGUGUGUGUGUGUGUGUGUGAGAAAGAAAGAAAGAGAUUGGCCAGGUGCAAAUGUGAGAAAAUAUUAUCAGUCGGAUAUGGAGUCAACGAGCUCGUGGACAAAUUUAAUAAAUGAAUACUAUAUCGGACUUUAAAAAAGCGAACGAGCGAAUGAGAGAGAAAGAGAGAGAGAGAGAGAUAGAGAGAGAGAAAGCAAAAAGCGGAGAAAGAACGAACACAAAAACAAUAAAAAAUGAAGAAAAAAAUACAAGUGAAUGAGCCUUUUAUGUGCAACACUCAGCCCCGAGCCACUCAGGCUCGAGUGACCAUCUGCGUCGAGACCAAAAUCCAUAGAUAUAUUUUUUUCUAUGCUGCGCCGAUCUAUUAAUUUUUUCUUCUUUUCCACUCUUUGGCCAAGCUUUUUUUACGUCCGAAUUUGUAACUUUUCUCCACACUAUGUCCGAGGACAAUAUGUAGGUCACGUCGGGCGACCCGAGGCCCUUCAAUUUCCCGAGGUAUUUGAAGCACGCGCGUUCGUUAACGAUUACCAGUUUUGGCGUACCUCUCCUCGACCCCUCCCGCUCCGACCCUUCUCUCUUGACCCCCUCGCUCUCUCUCUCUCUCUCUCUGCCGCUCUCGUGCAUAGUCGAGCUCAAAUGCACCGCGUUCUCCUACUCGGGACUCUCGCGUUUCGCGUUCAUCGAAUAUUGCGCGCGCGUUUUCCGCAACCGCUCGUCAAUCCAACGGAAUAGACGUGCCAUCCUCGGUGCGGGGAAACUGAGUGACCAUCACCGACAAUUCAACAUUUUAUACAUUCACGUCCUUCAAUUCUCUCAUUUAUGUACAUGAAGGAAUCCCAAAUGAAAGGAAACUAUUUUUCAAAAAGCACCCACCUACCAAAUCAACGAGCAAAAAGUUUUAUUCGACGUUCAACGUUUGCACACUAUUUUUAUUCAGGUCCCAACUACUAGCAAAUUUGAGGAUUUUUUUAACCGAGAGAACAAAAGCACGAUCCUGAUGGCGAAACGUUUGCCCUUUACUUUCAAGUUGGUAACGAAUUUUCAAGGCUCCUGAAAACGGAAUUACGCAGAUUGAACAUUUGACGAAAAACCUUUUUGACGAACGUUUUUUCAACGCGAUUUUCACUCUAUUUAUAAUCAUAUCUGUCGAUCUCCAAUACUCGGACCACACGUCGCAUAUACAUAAGAAUUAUGAUGUAAAUGAUCUCGACCGUUCUCUCGUUCGCCCUAUUUCGAGGUAUUAAAGCAUUGGAGAGGCACUUGGUACCAGUCGUUAGACUCCUGUACGUUUUCGGUGGAGCUUUUGUCGAAUACAUGUUAACGCGACACGUCCAUGAACAUCGUGAUGGUACACAAGAUCGUUGAGCUCCCGAAACGAACAAUUUGAGCUCUUCAAACACCGGCCAAUAACGCGCUUUUCGUUUUACGAACGUGUACUGGAGUAAUUAACGAUCCAAGGGAUGCCGUGAAUCCGGACCUUCCCUUCCUCAAAUUGUACAUCGUCGACGCAUGUUUUAAUAGUCCGACACAGCGGCCUCGAUAACCCGCGGAUUUAAUGCAACCGAAGUAUGUCGGACCCCUGUCUCGCUUGCUCCGAUGCUCUGAGCCUCCACCGUGCACCCACUUGGGUCGGCUGUUCGAAACGAAAUUCCACUUUUUUCCAACACUCAAACUCCAUCAUUUUUCUCUUCCCUGUUUCGUCCAUCCCCGCGCAACACGAAAAAGCCUCUCUUUUGAGAACCAUCGGAAUCACCUUAUAAAAAACCACCUAUCAACUGUCUAAAAACACAAAACAUUCGCAGCAGGAGCAGGGAAUACUUAUCGAAAAGCAAAUUGUGAAUCACUCCAAAACAUUCCAUCUUAAGGUAUAAUUUCAUUUCCAAUCCGACGACUCCGACUGAGCAUCUCCACUCGCGUGAAUUCAUUCCGAAUGUUCCAAGAGACUUUCUAAUUUCGUCGUUUUAUAAAAAAUUCAAUUUUUCCCAUUGUUAUUCAAUGGUGAGGAAAGAAGCACUGAAAAAGACGCAAUGCCUUUGGAAUUAGCGUCGCGAGCCUUCUCCGAUCACGUCAUCUGCUUUUUUUCUCUUACUCUCUCUCUCUCUCUCUCUCUCUCUCUCUCUUCCCCUCUUUCUCUCGUAUUCCUGCCAUUAUUUGUCACGCACAAGAAGGACCUGGCUGAGUCCAUCUACAAUUUAAAGAAUCUAAUGUAUCUUCGUCACUGCCACCCCUUAUUUUACGAAUCUUUGAGACUGAUAUCCUCCUGCUUAACCUGAUUUAAUCAUCGAAUAUUCCCAAUGAGUUAAAUCCGUGUAUAUCCAAAGUUUGUCCACCUCGAAGAAGCGGACUGUUGAUUUUUCGUGAAAAUCAAUGAACGGCCUCUCUAAGACCUGCGCUUUAUAUCGAUAUUUAUAAUCGUGUACUUCUAAACUAUUGAAUAAAUUAUACAAAUGAAGAAAAAAACAAUGAAUAUCAACGCGACGGGACGAACCGCGAGCGAGGAAGGGUUCCAUUGUAAUUUUGUUUCGUUCACGAGCUUGUUAUCAUUUAUUCUUCAAUCGCUCCUAACUGAGCCAAGGAUCCACUGAAUAACGCUCAUUUUGUGUCUCCGCGAGGCUCCUAUCAGCCCAGCCGGUUUGUUUAAGUCGAACAAUUUCAUUUCCAACGUGACGCACACAACAAAAACACACUCGAGCCUAGGUACACAGAGUGGCUAACGCGAUAAAGAAUAAGGAGAAAAUAAUGAGAAGACGAGUUAAAAUACGAUAAAUUGUAUCGCCGAUCGAUGUUGUAACGAUGUCAAAAUUAUUGCGAUACAUUCGAUCGAAGCAGUGAACAUAUGACUUUUGCCUAUUGACAAGAGAGAGAGAGAGAGAGAGAGAGAGAGAGAGAGUGAAACGAGAUUGAGAUUAAAAGCGCGCGUGAAUUUAUUAAAUUUAUCAAUAACGAAGAGAAUUUAAGAAAAAUAAAAAAAUAAAUAAAGAAAAAUAUACAAACGAAUAUAAAAAG